Messenger RNA from Nelumbo nucifera (sacred lotus), 1454 nucleotides. It is a transcript of the gene COQ3, whose product is annotated as coenzyme Q 3. Gene Ontology annotation, cellular component: mitochondrion. Gene Ontology annotation, biological process: ubiquinone biosynthetic process. The record is from RefSeq and is a predicted model, not a curated record. Gene Ontology annotation, molecular function: polyprenyldihydroxybenzoate methyltransferase activity; 3-demethylubiquinol 3-O-methyltransferase activity. Lineage: Eukaryota; Viridiplantae; Streptophyta; Magnoliopsida; Proteales; Nelumbonaceae.
UCGGGCAGGCGACCAAUCGCUCCGAGUCUCCUUGCCAUUUCAACUCAGAAAAUGGCUUCCAAGUCGUUGAAGCUUUGUCGCGCUCUCUGCAACAAUACACAACACGGCCGGAAUAUUUUUCUGGCAUUAUCGGCUUCCAGAGCUUCUCAGAGGAUCCAAAGAAGACUUUUUUCUAAUGAUCCUCAACCAGAUUUGGUUGAUCCCCCUUCAACUUCACCGUCGGAGAAACCUCAGUCGCAUGAUACCCGUAGAAAUGAAGGGGGCGCAGGCCGGAGGCCCUUUUCGUCGUCUUUGAAUGAUGUGGAACUGGCCAAGUUUUCCGCCAUUGCUGAAACCUGGUGGGACCCUGUGGGGCCAUUUAAACCAUUGCAUGCGAUGAAUCCCACAAGAGUGUCUUUCAUUCGCUCUGCUCUUUGCCGGCAUUUUAGAAAGGAUCCAUCUUCUGCCAAGCCUUUUGAGGGACUAAGAAUUGUGGAUGUUGGUUGUGGAGGUGGGAUUCUGUCGGAGCCUUUGGCUCGCAUGGGAGCUACUGUAGUGGGCAUCGAUGCUGUGGAGAAGAAUACAAAAAUUGCAAGGCUUCAUGCUGAAUUGGAUCCAGUAACUUCAUCAAUUGAAUACUGUUGUACAACUGCAGAAAAGUUGGUUGAGGAACAAAGAAAGUUUGAUGCUGUGAUUGCUCUAGAGGUAAUUGAACAUGUAGCGGAUCCUGCUGAGUUCUGCAAAUCUUUGGCAGCACUAACUGAUACUAAUGGAGCUACUGUGAUCUCUACAAUUAACCGCUCUAUGAGAUCAUAUGCAACUGCCAUAGUUGCUGCUGAGUAUCUCCUCCAUUGGCUUCCUAGAGGCACACAUCAAUGGUCAAGUUUUCUUACUCCUGAAGAACUAGUGCUGAUCCUACAACGAGCUUCAAUAUCUGUCCAAGAGAUUGCAGGCUUUGUUUACAAUCCUUUGACAGGAAGAUGGGCUCUAUCUGAUGAUCUUAGUGUAAAUUUCAUUGCAUUUGGUACCAAGAACAUGAACAGCCAAUAAACUAGCAUAAAGUGGUUUAUAUUGGGGGCAUCCAGUCCUUAGCUGGAGAAUUAGUUAGAUGAAAACCACUGUUGACCCUUCAGCUCUCUGGAGACGCUCAUAAAGCAGGUUCAACAAGGUCUAACCAGCCAGCUAGAACUCUGUAAAUGUGGUUGAAACAGAUCCAGACUAGAAAUCGAUAUUGAACAUUUGCCUUACUGAGCCUUCCACAUAUACAUAUGCAAAAGAAAGCCCUCUUUCAGGUGUUCACUUGAUUGAAAUUUUAAGUCGGGUAUCCGCUUUACAAGUUAAAUCAAACAAGUUAUGAAAUAGACCCAAGAUCUGCAGCCAAUGCUGUAGGGUUUGAGAACUGUGGGAGCUUUUUUCCUUGGAAUUGAAUUGAAGAAUAUCCAUUAGUUUUUUUUUUCCAAUUCGUAUUCUGAUUA